Messenger RNA from Penicillium mononematosum, 525 nucleotides. RefSeq lists its product as uncharacterized. The record is from RefSeq and is a predicted model, not a curated record. Lineage: Eukaryota; Fungi; Ascomycota; Eurotiomycetes; Eurotiales; Aspergillaceae. Bases 1 to 525 code for a protein of 174 amino acids. The transcript has 2 exons.
AUGGACAAGGGAAAUUCCAGCGUCCUAAAUGACUCCAGCGACCCGCUCUUCCAUGUUUGCUGGGGUCGACAGUCGUGUUCAAGCUGCCUGACUGGUGAUGUUGCCUGCAGCUGGUGUGCUAUAUCCUCGACGUGUGUUCCUAACCCAUCCCGGAUUCCAAUAUUUGCGCCCUUCGGCUCAGAAAACAUCUGCCCCCUUGGUGCCAAGGAGAGAUGGGAGCUAAGAGCUCUGCCAUUUGGGUGCCAUGCUAGCACCUUGACUGUCGUAUCAGUAAUGGGUGCUGUGCUUGCGAUACUGGCGUUGGGCGUGGUAGGGGUUGGAUUGCUGUGGCUUGUGCGCCGGGCCCGGUGGCGUUGGAAGGAGGCCGAGUAUGAACGGGCUGACGAGGAAGAGCAGGGGUCAUCAAGGUGGCGAGAUUGGAUUUUGGGGGUUGGGUCCUUUGUUGGCCUCUUUUCUCAAUCGAGUCGAUCAGAGGAUCAGACUGGAGUGGAGGAAGAAGGGGAGUCAAGGCCACUGUUGGAGUAG